This is a messenger RNA of Cotesia congregata, 2598 nucleotides long. NCBI's taxonomy places the organism in Eukaryota, Metazoa, Arthropoda, Insecta, Hymenoptera, Braconidae. The record is from the annotation of a GenBank genome assembly.
AUGACGACCCUCAACAGCGGUUACGCUAACGCGACCAAAAGUGAAUUCUUCCCUACUAAAGACAAUGCCAUCCUGAUUGACUCAGUAACAGAUUUUUCAGUUAAAGACUAUAUUAAAGCCAUUGCACAAAAAACAGCUCCUGAAAAUAUCAGAUUCGCAUUAAAAAUCUCUAACAGUCGUCUGUGUAUUUAUCUUGCAACGAAGGAAUUAGUACAAGAAUUUGUUGAGACGCACAAAACGAUUAUGAUCGGAUCACAGACAUUAAAUAUCCGUGCACUGAUAAACAAAAACAAACGUAUUAUACUAUCAAACGUGCCUCCGAUAAUCCCUCACAGCUACAUUGCUGAACAAUUACUCAAACUAAACAUCAAAAUUACUUCUUCUUUCUCUUUCCUUCGUAUCGGGCUUAACGAACCUCGCUUCUCACACAUUAUGAGUUUUCGCAGGCAAGUUUACAUUAAAGCCGACGACGUCAUCAAGAUACCAGAAAUAUUACAAAUCCACUUCGAGGACAACAGCUACAAUAUCUACCCAACCACCGACUCACCGACAUGCUUUGUUUGUCACAAUGAAGAUUAUUUGUCAAAAAAUUGCCCCUCCACCAAACUCUCCCCAGAAAAUCCUGAAAUAAGCACCGAACAACACCACAAACAAGCUCCUAAUCCCAUUGAACAACAAACAAAUGGCUCUCCCGAAACAUCCCCCAAUAGCACACCACCCACAAGUAACAAAAUUUCGACACUCUUGACUACUCCAAGCGCUAAAAGACCGCUCGAACACUCCGAACCCUCUACACAAUCGGUUUCUUCUGAAUCAAACACGAUUAAAACAGUUAACCCGAAAAAAAACAUAAAAUCACUUCAACUACACGAUAACUCUGACAUCGAUAUUAAUACUCUGGUAUGCAAUUUCGUACAAGCUAUCAUAUCAGCGGCCGACGAGAGCAUACCUAAAUCCUCACUUAAUCCUAAGAAGAAAUCAUACGAAUGGUGUUCUGAAAAGGCCAAAAACGCUAUUACCGAAAAAAGACGUUCAUACAACAAAUUACAAAAAAACAAAGACGACCCAGACCUCAAAAUAGAAUUUAAAAAACUCCGAGCCAUAGCUAGAAGAGAACUUAAAGAGUCACGAAGAUCCUCAUGGCAGCACUUUGUUUCUACUAUCAACAAUCGUACACCAAACAGCCAAAUAUGGAAGAAAAUUGAAUGUAUUGAUAAAUCUCGAGCGUUCCACACCACACCUACCCUCUUCGACUCUAACAACAAAGUACACACAUCACCCGAAGAAAAAGCUGAACUUCUUGCCGAAACAUUCUCAUUCAACUCCAGUGAUGACAACUUUACUGAAUCUUUCCUACAAUUUAAAAAGUCAAGCGAGUCCGAUCCGUCUACCAACUGGUCAUACAUGCACAAUCCAAAACAAAUAACCAAUCAUCCUGAUCAUCUAUCACAAAUUAACAAUCCUUUAACUAUGACCGAGCUGGAGGAAGUCCUUUCGUCAUGUAAAAACUCCUGCCCUGGACCAGACAACCUGCCUGUCAAACAGUUGACCCACCCUAGACUGACACUAAAUAAGGUUCCCCUCAGAGAAACAACAUGCCCCAAAAUUCUUGGGAUGUACUUCGACAUUAAACUCAAAUGGAAUGCACACAUCGACCACCUUAAACCAUCAAAAAACUGGAGAGCUGAUAAAGACACCCUUCUUAAUCUUGAUGAACUGUCCAUGUUGAGGAUGGAAAAUGAACUUUUAAAAGAAUUAAAUAGUGAACUAAAAAGUAAAAACAAACUACUGGAUAGUAUUGUUAAUAAGGUAAAUAAUCAAGUGAGUGAUCUGUUGUAUGCUAGUGUAGCUAAAAGUGAACCAAAUAAUGCUGAUCGAGUACCUAAUAUUUAUGUAAAACCGAAAGAGAAUAUUAAAAAUCCUCAAACUUUAGCUAAGGUUAAAAACAAAUUAACUUGUGAUCUUGCUAUUCCUAUAAACACGGUCAAAGAAAAUAAAGAGGGUCAUGUGGCUAUUAAAUGUAAAAACAAUAUUGAUGUGUCCAGAGUGAGAUCUGUGCUGAGUGAUAAACUUGGCCUUGAUUUUAGUGUUGAACUGGAGCAGCUAAAUCUACCAAAAAUUAAGGUUAUUAAUGUUGAUUGUGACUUAACUAAGGAUGAACUAUCCACGCUUGACUACGGAGCUAUCUUAUACAACUCCGCCUCCAACACUCAAAAAAAGAAGCUGGAUUCAAUCCAAACUUCAGCCCUCCGAUUGACUAUUGGUGCUUUCCGUUCAAGCCCGAGAACCAGCAUACUCGCUGAAGCUAAUGAGCCACCACUAAGCCUACGACGAACACAGUUAUGUUUAAACUUCAAACCAGCCUCCACCAACUUACUCCUAAACCAUCCAAAUCAACCUAAUAACAAGAAGUCAUACAUCUCAAUAGGCCAUACACAGUUUUCCCACGGACACCUAAUGAACAGUUCCAAUCCUGACAAUUGCCCUGGAUGCAAUGUAAUCAUCUCAGUAAAACACCUUAUCACCUGUCCAAACUUGAAUCAACAGAGAAAUGCACAGCAGCUUCCUAACGAGAUGGACCAAAUCCUCAACGACAAA